UGCAUUGAGAGCUAAUAAAAAAUAAGUCAUUAGUAUUAAAAAAAGAGAUCAGAGUUUCACUUUUGCCAAAAUGGUUACUCGGCUCUGUUCUCUACGCCCAGUUUUCUAUGCAUGGAUGCUGCUGCUCCUGCAACUUAUCUCCAUUGAUGUGCUCAAAGCAACUGCAAAGACCUUCGAUUUCUAUUACUUUGUUCAGGAGUGGCCAGGAUCAUACUGUGACACGCAUAGAAAAUGCUGUUUUCCUAAGAUCGGAAUACCCUCUUCCGAUUUCCAUAUUCAUGGCCUCUGGCCCAACAUGGAGGACGGAUCCUGGCCUCAAUAUUGUUCCCCCCAUUCCCAUUUCGAUUUCUCACAGGUUGCAGAUUUAGAGGGUGAGUUAGAAAAAGAAUGGGCUUCAUUACAGUGCCCUAGUAACAAUGGGCAUAAGUUUUGGGCUCAUGAAUGGGAACGCCAUGGAAGCUGUGCCCUUAAUCUUAAGGAGCAUGACUACUUCAACUCUACACUCGCUCUCAAGAAACAAAUGGAUAUUCUGGGUGUUCUGGAAGCUACAGGGAUUUUGCCCAAUGGGGAAGAGUACAGUUCAGAUGAGAUAUUGGAGACAAUAGGAGAGGCCAUUGGUGCUGUUCCAGAGAUAAGAUGCAAUAGAGAUUUGGAAGGAAGGGAACAGUUAUUGGACGUGUUUGUGUGCAUCAAUAAGUAUGAUGCUUCCACUGUGAUUCCCUGUCCCACCGAGCCCCACAACAGAUGUUCUCCCAAAAUUAUAUUUCCUCCUUUUAGGAUGGGGCUAAGUAGCAGCUAAGCUGUAAUUCAUUUCACUCAUGUAAUAAGAUUAGAAUGCCUGAAGCUCCUUAACUCUUUUUACAGUCUAUGAUAAUGAUUGAAAGUGCUUUUAAAUUA
Cryptomeria japonica (Japanese cedar) is the source of this 897-nucleotide messenger RNA. Its product is annotated as ribonuclease 3. Gene Ontology annotation, cellular component: extracellular region. Gene Ontology annotation, biological process: RNA catabolic process. Lineage: Eukaryota; Viridiplantae; Streptophyta; Pinopsida; Cupressales; Cupressaceae. Bases 71 to 799 code for a protein of 242 amino acids. The record is from RefSeq and is a predicted model, not a curated record. Gene Ontology annotation, molecular function: RNA binding; ribonuclease T2 activity. The transcript is spliced from 4 exons.